AGUAACUCUGAAAUAAAAAUGGAGGGGUGUGGCAUGAGACGUGAAACUCCACAAUGCGAGUCUUAAACUGCGCUUAGCAAACCUUGUAACCGUAAAGUAGCCAUAGGGGAAAAAAUUUGUAACUUCGUGCUUAUUUCAUCUGAAAUCACAAGACGAUUUGCAAUAACUGACAAUUUGGCACUGGAAUUAAAUAGUGAUAAUCUGUCAAAAUAGUCAAGUACAACUACAUAAAAUGAGGGAUUCAGAUGAUGCUGAUGAUAUUUGGGAAAAUGUAAAACCAACCACAAAGAAGAAUGUCUUUGAUGAGGAUGUGUCUGUUGAGGCAUUAAAGAAAGGUAUCAAAAACUUUAAUGAUGAAGACGAUGCAGAAAUCAUUGGCAUUGAAGGGAACUUUGUGCAUUAUGAGAACAAGGGAGUGGACUAUACUUGUGCUCCAGAUUUAUCUUCCCUUGCUACUCCAGUUCUUGCCCCUGCUUCCUUACGUCUUACCCCUGCUGUACCAGAACCCAAGUACUCCUUUGGAAGUGCCUCUAAGGCUGCCAAUCAUGUUCGUUCUCAGAGUUUUACUUUCGCAGCACCAAAAUCAACAUCUGAAGCCUUUCCAAAAGUCAGUAUGGUGCCUGAAAAAAAUACCAGUUCAAGCAGCCUUAGCAUGAGCAUAGAAGAAGUGGUCAACAGUGGGAAGAAAGGGCCACAAGAUGUUGAGAAAAUGCAGCAGACUAUUCAGAUUCUCAAAAAACAGCUGCUGACAGCAAGGCGUGAGAGGUGGAUAAAGUUGCCAGUUGAAGCCACACUUCGCAGGAUUAUGAAAGGAGAGGCAUACUCUCUUGAAGCAUAUCGUGCGCUUGAAGACAAACUUGCUCUCCUAGACCAAGCAACAGCUCUGCAAGAUGGCAAUGCAAUUACAGCUGCUGUGCUGCAUUUGCGCCACACAGUGAAGAAAUCUAUUUUCUCUAUAGAACUAGCGAAACGGCCUGUGGCAGCUAAUCAUUAUCUCAGUUAUCUUCGGGCUCACUAUGAACAUGCUGAACUUGUUGAUACAUUGGUAUCUCUGAGAAGGACAGAGGAGGCAUCAAUUGUAAAGUACAAAGUAAUAUGCAACUCUGGAGAUGUCAGAAACAAGGUAUCCAUGCUGAAAACAUGUCUCAGAACUCACUUUGAAGCAGACUCUUCAAUGGCAGGGGAUGCAGCUUUAGUUAGGGAACAUGUGGACCUGCUGGAGCGCCAGCUACCAAUUGAAGAUUCUGAUGCCAGGCUGGAAGCAGAGGGUAGAACAAAAGUCUUCAGGGAUUUUCCUCGGCGUCAUUCAUUGCUAGACAUGCCUCUGACCACCACUCUUUUCUACUCAUGCCUUUAUCAUCAUCAUGAGCUCGAGAAUAGCUUAUCCAGCCCUCUUUCUCUUAAGAAGAGACAUGAGAUACCAGAGCGACAGUAUAUUUGGACUGCACUGAGUGCACGUGCCAAAGCCCAUGCUUGGGCAGACAUUGAAAAUUUAUUAACAGCAAAGAGUUGGUUUGGUGGAAAGAAGAUGAAGGCGCCAAUAGGCUUUGAUAAAGUGGUGGAAAUCUUGAACAAGUUCAAUGCUCCCACUGAUAUCCUGACCAAAUAUCUGGAGCUGGUGGAAGAUCUUGACAUAAGACUAUCUCUAAGCAAGAAAAUUAGUAACCACAAAGUCACUGUUGAGACUCUUGUGAAGCUAAAAGAUCGAGCAGGUGUGGAGGACUUUGCCCACAAGCAUGGUGGUACCAUUGAAGCAGAUUAUGCUCGUCGAAUGCUGAAGGAUGAAGCAGUACGGUGGAAAUGAAAUGACACAUCAAAUAUAGAUUUUUCUUCAAGAAACAGGGUUUGAAGCCCAGAACUUUUCCAAAGAAAUAAAACUCUCCAUCAAGGGAUGCCUGGAUGUUUUCUGCUUUUCGGAAGCCAUGCUGUUCACCUGAAAAUUGGAAGAAAAUAUGUUGUCCAGCUAAUACAGAUAUAUUUUUAGAAAAAAGAAAAUUGCCACUUAUAAUCUUCUUAAACUUACAGAAUGACCUCAGAGACAAGCAUCACAUGCUCAAUAAAUGGAGAUGAUUAAAUGUACAAUUAGAGCUUGGAACAUUUAUGUCCAGUAGUUUCCAUGUGUUUUUAUGUUUCUAUGUUGUGAAAGAUGUAUGUUUAUAUAUUGAUAAAUAAACUGAUAAGAUUGCAGAA
Messenger RNA from Pomacea canaliculata, 2190 nucleotides. RefSeq names its product spermatogenesis-defective protein 39 homolog. The record is from RefSeq and is a predicted model, not a curated record. Gene Ontology annotation, biological process: intracellular protein transport; vacuolar transport. Bases 233 to 1804 code for a protein of 523 amino acids. Gene Ontology annotation, cellular component: cytoplasm. The transcript has 20 exons. Lineage: Eukaryota; Metazoa; Mollusca; Gastropoda; Architaenioglossa; Ampullariidae.